AUGUCUUCCCCCAAACCCGCGAUCGACCUUCUCCGAGGCUGGCCCGCCGCAAGCCUUCUCCCAAGACUUCGUCUGAGAGAUGCAGCGGUCUCUGCCCUGUCGGACUCAGCUAUAUGGGAGCCCGGCCUGGAAUACGGCCCAGACGAGGGAUACGGUCCGCUCAGGGAGAGCAUCGCGGAAUGGCUUACAGAGUUUUACCGUCCUCCGCGCCCCGUGUCGAUUGAAGAAAUAUGCAUCACAGGAGGCGCCAGCCAGAACCUCGCCUGCAUCUUGCAAGUGUUCACGGACCCCGUUAAAACAAGAACCAUAUGGGCCGUAGAGCCGACGUACCACCUCGCCGGCCGCAUAUUCGACGACGCAGGGUUCCACGGCCGAAUCCGAGGCGUCCCUGAAGAUGAAGACGGCAUCGACGUCGCGUUCCUAGAAGCGGCGCUCGUAGCCGACGAGGCUCGCGCUGCCUCUGAUCCUGUAUCUGAAAGCACCGUAAGCGUCGCUUUACCACUAUCGCCAUCACGAGAGAAAAGACAAGCGCCUAAACAGCACCAGAGCAUCAAACCCGCCCGCCCGUACCGCAAACUCUACACGCACGUCGUCUACCUCGUCCCCUCGUUCUCGAACCCCUCGGGCACCACGACGUCGCUCGCUAGGCGCGAAGGCCUCCUCCGCCUCGCGCGCAGAUUCGACGCCCUCGUCGUCUGCGACGACGUCUACGACUUUUUGCACUGGCCGCCGGCGGGCGUCGACUCGCCUCUGCCGUACGCACACGGUGCGGUGCUGCCGCGGCUGGUGGACCUGGAUGACACGCUCGAUGGAGGGCUGAAAGACCGGUUUGGCAAUGCGGUUAGCAAUGCUAGCUUUAGCAAGAUUGUGGGGCCCGGUGUUCGUGUGGGCUGGGCGGCUGGGACGCGGGAUCUGGUGUAUGGGAUCUCGCAAGCCGGCUCAACACGCUCGGGCGGCGCCCCGUCACAGUUCACGUCGACGCUCGUGCACGAGCUCUUCAAAGAAAGAUACCUGCAGACGCACAUAGAAACAGUGCUGCGCCCUGCAUACGCCAGCCGGUACUGCGCGCUCGUUGCCGCGAUCAACGAGCAUCUGCUUCCACUCGGCGUGACCACCGCUGCUGCGACAUCCGAGAACCAUGCCGCCGCUGGCGGCUACUUUGUGUGGCUCCAGCUUCCUGCAGGUCUGUCAGCGGCCGCGGUGGCGAAAAAAGCGCUCGACGAGGAAAACCUCGCCGUCGCUGAGGGAGGCCUCUUCACUGUUCCAGAGGACGACGCGGCGGCCGGCCGGCUCGACAAAUACGUCAGACUCUGCUUCACGUGGGAAGACGAGGGCAACAUCCAAGAAGGCGUGACGAGGCUCGCACGUGCAGUUAAAAAGUUCUUAUAA
Aplosporella prunicola CBS 121167 is the source of this 1389-nucleotide messenger RNA. RefSeq lists its product as uncharacterized. The transcript is spliced from 2 exons. The record is from RefSeq and is a predicted model, not a curated record. NCBI's taxonomy places the organism in Eukaryota, Fungi, Ascomycota, Dothideomycetes, Botryosphaeriales, Aplosporellaceae. Gene Ontology annotation, molecular function: pyridoxal phosphate binding; L-2-aminoadipate:2-oxoglutarate transaminase activity. Bases 1 to 1389 code for a protein of 462 amino acids. Gene Ontology annotation, biological process: biosynthetic process.